This is a messenger RNA of Lytechinus pictus (painted urchin), 8719 nucleotides long. Its product is annotated as RNA helicase Mov10l1-like. Gene Ontology annotation, biological process: regulatory ncRNA-mediated post-transcriptional gene silencing. The coding region runs from base 116 to 6424 and encodes 2102 amino acids. The transcript is spliced from 20 exons. Gene Ontology annotation, molecular function: helicase activity. Lineage: Eukaryota; Metazoa; Echinodermata; Echinoidea; Temnopleuroida; Toxopneustidae. Gene Ontology annotation, cellular component: P granule; cytosol. The record is from RefSeq and is a predicted model, not a curated record.
GGUCCAUCUUUUGAAGGUGCAGGUCAAGUUCGAAUGUCUUUCUUGUGACUCAACAAAGAGAAGAUUCAAUGUUUCCUUCUCCAGAGAUGAUAACCUUAUAGGACUGUUCUGCAAUAUGUUUUCAUCGAUAUCAAAAGCAGUAGCUCAUGUUUGGAGCAACAGUCUUCCAAAAGAAACAUCAUCAAGUGAAUCUCCCAAUACUAAACCUGAAUCCAGAAAAGGGACCGCUCCCACCUAUCCCUGUUAUGGGAGUAGUUACGAUGGAGAUGUUCAACCACAAUAUGGUCAAGAUGUUGCACCAGGCAAUGCCCAAGCAGAUCAUACCAAGUCUGUUCUGUUCCAGGUCGGAGAUGAAGAGGAUGAUCCAUACAAGAAUGGAGCAGAACAAAGUGAAACCAAAAGCACAAUCAGUGGAAAGAUUACCCAUAUUUACAGUGACUAUGGGCUUAUUGACAACUCGAUCCACUUUAGAUUUGAUUCCGUACUGUAUAACAUGACUCCCAAGGUUGGCUUGAGGGCAGAAGCGACCAUAGAGUCUGGUGGACAUCAAGAUGUAGGUCUCCGAGCUACAGAAGUCAUCAUCUCCAAAGCAGACUGGGAGGAUGACGAGAACGGCGCUGAGGAACCAGAAUGGCACAUCGGCAAGGUGACCAAGACGGAGAGGACCUCUGGAUGGAUGGACGAAACCAUGUUCUACGACCAGGAUGCGUGUCCCUAUGGCUUCAUCCCGCACAGAGGUGACUGGUUGGUUGCAGAAAUGACAAAGAACAUCGAGACUGGAGCCAAGGUUGUAAAGACCGUUCGGCCAUUGAGGGAGAAACGUUUCAAGGGAUUUGUGACUCGAGUGUACCCGGGCUAUGGUUUUAUAGACGGAACAAUCUACUUCUCCAGAAAGGCAUGUGAUCCAAACUAUGUACCAAAGCGUGAUGACGAAGUAGAAGGAAAGGCUAUUGAAUCUGAUCAAAGCAAGGGCAAGUGGAGAGCUGUCACGGUCUCCUUAAAGAAGCAAGAAAGGAUGAUCCAUGGCAAACAGUUCCCUGCAAAUAUAUUUCGAGAUGGAGAAAAGAUGACUAAAGAUAAUAGUAUGGCAGUCACAGUGAGCGGAGAUUUCAACAAUAUGUGCAUUGGUCAGGAAAAAAAUGUCACAGUGUAUGUGAGAAACACAGGUGAAGAAACGCGGAAGCUGAUUAAAUCUGAAGCAGUGUGUCUUUUGAGCGACAUCAUUCUCAGUAUCGAUGGUGUUGCUGAAGAUGCGGUGAGGAAAUCCACCGGAUUGAGCUCCUGCAACCAAUCCAUUGAGGUUACUUCCGGCAGCAAAAUCAGUUUGACUGUAACCAUCACAGCAAGGAGUGUUGGAAAAUCAGCCUGCCAGAUUGUAUUGACCUUUGACUCCUCCUCUAUCAGUCGUCCGAUACCCAUUACUGUCAAGGAAGCCACAAACACCCUUCUGACAUCCGGUCGCCUCAGUGGCAAGGAGAAGUGGAUGAUGGAACAUGCCAUGGUGUCGAGUGGAAGAGGACCGGCAGUGCUCCCCGGUGUGAGACCAGCUAGAACCUCCAAUCCAAAUCUUCCCGUGAAGCUUGGCAUGUAUCCAGUCGGCAAACGGCUCAAAGAGUGUUAUGCAGAAAAGAGGGAUGUCACUGAGAUUUGUCCACAGUUAAAGCAGUCUCUGAGACCUGAUAACUACUUCACAAUUUUCUCAGCACUUCUCCACAUAGAGGAACUGAAGAUGGAAGUAGAUAUGAGAGAAUUUGAUCUGGAACGGGCCAGUAUGAGACCCAGAGGUGAGUUCUUGUCCUUGGAAGUACCUGGUCUUGCUGAAGGUAGACCUUCUGUUCUUGUUGGAGAUAAGGUCAUAUUGACAGAGCCCUACGCAAGCCCAAACGCACCUCGUUUUGAAGGAAUUGUACAUGAGGUGCACAACGAAGACAUCUUCUUAAAAUUUCAUCCUCAUUUCCAGGAAUCGUAUGGAGCAGAGAUAUUCAGUGUUAUGUUCACAUUCUCGAGAACCCCUCUAAGAAGAUGCCACCAAGUUGUUGAGAUGGCAGCACUCAUCCUGGGAAAAGAAGUCCUCUUUCCAACUGAACUGAAAGCCAAGUCCCCACAGGUGGAGGUCUCCUUCUCAACCAUUCAACGUUCAGUCGUGUACCCUGGCCGUCCCAGGACCGUCAUCAAGCUCCCGACUCCCAAGAACAUUCCAAGACCUCUAUCUUCAGAGGGCAGUCCUACCAAAGAACCCUCGCGGUCCCAGAGUCCCAUCAAAAGCAUCAUAGUGAAUGCUUCAGGGUCUACUGAAGCCAUAGCCAGCCAGGAUGUCCGAUUGGUUCGGAAACCCUCAGAGGCUGCCAAAGACUCCGAGAAGCUCACCUUCCUGGUACCCAACGCCCUCUUGGAUGGAGUAGCUACCACGCAGGAUGUGACGGAACGUGGUGAAGGGGACGACAAGGCGGAGUUCUUUAAUAAUAAGCUGAACGCCCGCCAGAGGUCUGCUGUCAUGAGGAUCCUCAAGGGAGAGGGUAGACCUACUCCCUAUAUUCUCUUUGGACCACCUGGUACAGGGAAGACGAUCACUAUUGUUGAAACUAUUCUCCAGAUUCACAAGCACGUACCGUCGAGUCGUAUCCUGGCCUGUACACCAUCCAACAGUGCUGCAGAUCUUUUGGCUGAACGACUCCAUCAGAGUGGUGCUGUCAAGAAAGUUGACAUGGUCCGGCUGAAUUCCUUCCGUCGCUCAGAUAUGAACAUCCCAGAGUGCAUCCACCAGUACUGCAGCAACGGAGAAGAGCUUCGGGCUGUGGGCCAUCAUAGAAUCAUCAUCAGUACCUGCUCUACCGGAGGCCAGUUCUAUUCCCUUGGGCUGAAACCCGGUCACUUUUCCCAUGUCAUCGUAGACGAGGCAGGACAAGCCACGGAACCUGAGACGCUCAUCGGUAUAGGGCAGUCUGCUGGCCUUGAUGGACAGAUUGUCUUGGCUGGUGAUCCGAUGCAGUUGGGACCAGUUUUAGCCAGUUCUCAAGCAGGUGAACUCGGUUUGGAGCAGUCCCUGUUAGAGAGGCUGAUGAAACGAGACUUGUACCAAAGAGACGCUAAAACAUUCAGGGACCACGGCGGAUACAACCCACUCCUGGUAACAAAACUUGUCGACAACUACCGAUCCCACCCUGCAUUGCUGAAGCUUCCAUCGAAGUGUUUCUAUCACGAUGAGCUGAAUGCUUGUGCCAACAUCGAGAUGAGAGAAUUGGCUUGUGGUUGGAACCAGCUCCCCAACAAAAACGGUUUCCCCGUCAUCUUCCACGGUAUACAGGGAGCUGAUUUGAAGGAAGGCAAUAGCCCAUCCUGGUGUAACCCCGCUGAAGCCGUUCAAGCCGUGACAUAUCUUCAAGAUCUUUUGAGCUGCUCUGAAUGUCACUUUAGGGAAAGUGACAUAGGAAUAAUCACACCGUAUAGAAAACAGGUUGACAAAUUGAACCUUCUCCUUGAUAGUGUAGAUAUCUUGGAUACCAAAGUUGGAUCAGUUGAAGAGUUUCAGGGUCAAGAAAGACUGGUCAUCAUCAUAUCAACGGUGAGGUCAAGUGCCAGUCUGAUGAACUUUGACAUCCGGCAUCAGCUUGGUUUCCUUAGCAACCCAAAACGUUUCAACGUUGCCAUUACACGACCCCAAGCCCUGCUCAUUGUCGUGGGGAAUCCCCAUCUUCUUGUCAAUGACUAUCACUGGCGGGCACUGCUGAAAUACUGUAUGAAGAAUGGUGCCUAUGUGGGAUGUGAGCCGCCAACGGAGGAAACCAUAAAGAGCUUUGAUGACCCUCAGGCAGAGGAGAAAGAAGAGAGUGAGAGGGAGAACAAGGGACUUGAAGGAAGCGUCCAAGAUGUUCCAAAGAAAGAGCAUCCAUUUCGCCUGAAAGAAGGUUUUCCAGUUGAACCGCAGGUGCAAGUAACACCGUCCGUUGAGACAAAUCAACAGGCGCCAGUGGAUUCUUUUGAGAGACAGGGUGGCAAAGUGAAACAAGAUGAUGCUUCAAGUCCUGUUGCAAGGAUCUCUCCAGACCAAAAAGCUGAUGAUGGAGGAGUUAUUUUACAUAUGAAUUUGACACCAGAAAGGACAAAUGAUGGUAGACCUGAAGCAAUGAAUUCUUCAGAUACAGUCGGUGUUGUUCCAGUUUGCAGUACUCCUGUUUUGAAAGCAGAGCAUGGAGAAAAGGCAGAAGUGAAAGUCGGCAAGGAGAAGGAAGGGACAGAGAUCUGGGACGUCUAUGACAGUGAUGAUCCAGAGGUGAUGUCCUCCAAGCCUUGGUGUCCAAUAGAAGAGGACUGUCCGAACCUCGAUGGCUUCACAGCUCCAAGUAGAGGCUGGUAUGACACCACUGGUGACCCCUUACCUGAUCUUGUCAUGGAUAGUGACAGUUCUUCAGGAAAUGCCAAAAGAUUGCAGGAGAUUUAUCCAAGCAACACGAUUAAUCCAGAGAAAAGUGAUGUUCCAGGUGUUGUCCCCUGUAUGCCACUCGAAGGGUUGUGUUAUGAUAGAGACAAGAGAAGGGAUGGCAGAACAAGUAGUGCAGAAGAACAUUCUGCAAGGACUGACAGCAGCACGCACAUACUAGAUCAGUCCUCUGAUGGAGUGUCUCCAGGGGAGAGAAAGGAGUUGGUGUUGCAGAAGAGAACACAGCCAGAUGAACAGGUUCCUGACAAGACUGCCACUGCAUCUUCCAUCUUUGGAGGAGCAAAGCCAGUAGAUACAGCUUUUAGGGAGAGGGACAAUGUGGUGUCGCAGAAGAGAACACAGCGGGUUGAACAGGUUCCAGACAAGACUGCCACUACAUCUUCAAUCUUUGGAGGUGCAAAGCCAGUAGAUGCAGCUUUUAUGGAGAGGGACAAGGCAGAAGAGAUGAAGAGUGGAACAAAACAUCUCAGACUUGAGCAGAGUGGUGUCCAUGCUCGGCAAUACAGUGAUAGAUCUAAUGGUAGAGAAAGAGGAAAUAGUCACAGCAGCUCUGGCUCUGACAGGGAAUGGUCAAGGCCAAGAACAUGGAAAAGGGAUAGUGAAAGAUCAAAACAGGAAGAAGUGUUUUAUCAAGAUAAGCGAUCAUCAGUCUCACCUCAUCAAACAUCAGGUGGCAUUAAACUUCAACGUGAUGUGAAAUCUAUUCAAUCUCAACGAGCGUGGAAUUCCAAGAGAGACAAGUCUUCAGAUAGCUGGUCUGAUGGUGGAUGGAAUACAUCAGAAAAUGAAUGGGAUACGAAGGCUACAGACCAUGCAGCUAGGAAAAGUAGCAGCUUUCAGAGCUCUUCAAGACAAUACAAAAAUUUGACAAGUGAUCAGCAAGGUAUUGAAUCAAAAUGGUUAGAGCCACAAAAAUCUCAUCCCAGAGCUUGUGAAUCUUCCUCAUGGAGAAAGGACAGUGCAAGAUCGAACAGUCAAGAAGAGCUACGUAAAGGUUAUCAAGCAUCAGUUUCACCACAUCAGACAUCAGGUAGCAUUAAACAGCAGCGUGAUGUCAAGGCCAUUCAGUCUCAGAGAGCAUGGAAUUCCAAAAGGGACAAGUCUUCAGAAAGUUGGUCAGAUGGUGGGUGGAGUACAUCUGAAAAUGAAUGGGAUUUUAAGGCAAUUGACCCUGCACCAAAGAAAGGAAGCAGCCCCCAGAAAUCUCCAAGUCCUAUAAACCAAGGUGGUCAAAGAUGGUCCAAGAGGCAAAAGACAAGUACAUCUAGUCCCAUGGACAAGGUACCAUCAGGUGUGAGAGAUCAGGGUAAUUCUGUUUCUGGACAAUCUUCUGUAAGUAACAAGAACAGUGAUUCUGAUGAAGAAACUGGCGAAGACUUCACUGCGUCCUCCUGGGCAUCAGGACACCAAGAGAGAAAUCCAGAAAAAAGAAAGCUUUCUGUGAAUUCGGAAAUGAAACCAAAGGAUAAAGUUUAUGCAAUUCCUGUUUCUGUCCACUCCUCAUCAAAUGAUUCCCAUGAGAGUUGCACAAGAACUACUAGCAUAGAAGAUUUGGGAAGUUCGCGAGUCCAGUCUCCUCAGUGUUUAACUUCAUCAGAUAAUGUCAAAGGUACAAAAGACUUUGUUAGAUAUGUGAGUAGAGGAAGAGGACUUGUCUCAAGUGCUUCCGCUUCCAACGAGCCCAGCGUUGGUAAGAGAGAAAGCGAUACAACGUCCCCUCAGAGAGUGGCCCAACAAACCAAAUGGAGUUCUCCAGCAAAUCCUGAUUCAGGGUUUCCAUAUUCCCGGAGGGAGCAGAAUUUGUACCCAUCUCCUGGAUAUGGUCGAGGGUUCUUUAAACCUAGACAGAUGACGGAACACCACUCCUCUGGGUAUAGAGGGGAUUUUAGAGGAAAUGGAAGGGGGUUCAGCAGGGGGUGGGGUCGAGGGAGAGGAAGGGGUCGAGGUAGAGGACUAUUAGCCACCAACUUUAACUUUGAACAGUGAUGAUAUUCAGGAAAUGAGAGGGGUGAUCCAAGUAUCGUAUGCUGUCUAGAUUGAAAUAUUUCACUGGUAGACCUCCUGGAAAAGAGAAGGAAAUCACGCUGAUAUUUGAUAGACAAUAGACAAGGUAAUUGGAGGGAGAAUUGUUGUCUUUUAUGAUGUAUGUGUAUGAAUAUACUAGUCAAGUCAUGACUAGUAUGUAUCAAGAAGAAAAAACUCUCUUGAGAAGGAGUUGUCUUGUCCAGUUCAGUUUAGCAAUAUUUUUUGUAUGCAUGUUAAAUGUCUUUCGUAUAAACUCCACCAGAUACAAAGUUUGGUAGUGCAUGUAACAACUCUGAAAAGCAGCUUAGUUCAUAUCACUGUGUGAGAACUGUUUAGUUUUGUGGUCAUACACUUAUGAUGUUCACAUUUUUAGUUUUAAAAUUAUGUUGUUGUUUUCGGUGUUACCUCCAUCAUGUAAAUAUGGAGACACGAUGUGAAUGAUGCAGUAUAUUACCUUUAAUAAUGAUGUUUCGUUUUAUUGGACAAUUCUUACUCUUGUAUGGACUGCAAGAGCAAAUUCAUGCUUACAUUAUUCCAUAUUCUUCACCUUGAAUGUUGUAUUAAUUGAUCUUGCCUACAAUAAGUGAAUAUUAGAUAAAUGACUUGUUACGUGCCAUAUACCAGUGAGUUUGUUUGACAAUGAUUACUCAAUGACAUAGUCGACAAAUCUACUUAUGAACAAUGUUAUUUCUUCAAUCAUUUUCCUUUGUCCUGUUCAAAAUGAGCACCUGAUUUGAAAUGUUUAUUUCGAAAUGAUUAUUUUGGGAGCAUUUAACAAAAUGUCUCCAUGAUUAUCACUCACAAUUUUUCUCUUAGCCAAUCAGAUUAACGACUUUAUUAGCUCUCGGAGCAUUUCCCAUCCUAUAUUGGGCUCUCAUCUAGGCUCAUCCAUUAGGUAGCUUUUCAAAUUUAUGAUGUAACUUACAAUAUGGUGAGAUGCCAAUUUUUUUUUUUGCAGUCUAUCAGGUUUCAUGAAAAACAUCUUUCCCCUAUAAUAUUAUACAGAUGUCUAUUGCAGAAUCAUUCUAAAUGUUUUGCUCCCCCUUUUUACAUUAGUCAAAACACUGCCAUUCAUUUGACAAGGUGACUAUCCCUGUAUACAUUAUAAAUGACAAGAAUCCUCUUAGCUUGUGAUAUACGUCUCAACAUCUUAUGUAGAUUUUGUGAUGAUGCGUCAUGGAAUGUUUUCAGGUCCAAUGGAAAUGGCAUUAUGCUAAUUAUGAAAUUCACAUUCUUGCCCAUUCUUUAAGAUUAAUGUACCUUACCUUUAAUGUAUUACUUUAACAUGUGUUUUCAAACUUAGUUUGAUUAUUGCUAAUUUAUGCCAAGCCUAUCACUUGUACUGUAUUAAUAGACAACUAUGGUUUGAUAAAUUCCUAUAACCCUAGUACCUAAGUGCCAAUUGUGGAUAAUAAUUUUUAGAAUUCUCCCCUCUUAUAGUCCAGGAUAGAAGAGGCAUAACCUUGUUUUUUUAUAUAUCAAUAUUUUUUGAUGGUUUCUUGUCAAUUCGAGGGUGCUGAUUACAAAUCUGGAUGAUGCCACUCGUGUAACCUUGAGCAUUUUCCGCAAAUUGGCAAAAUCCAAUAUGGCCGCCAAAAUAUGCAAAUUACCCAUGAAAAUCAUAAAAUUGUCCACACAUUGGCUAUGAAAUGCAUGAAAUUGUGGGGCAGGAGUGAAAUACUCUCUGAAAAAAUAAUUUUUGACAAAAUAUUUAUUUUCCUGAUAUUCAAAAUGGCCGCCAAAGGCCCUUGUAUACUCUAUUAUGUACAAUAUGAAUAGGGAAAACUAAUUUUCACAUAAAUGAGCACUAAAGUGCAAAAAAUCGCAAUGUAUGAACGAAGUAAUAUAUGCAAAUCAUCAUUACUAACGAGAUAUAUCAUUUAUUAUGUCAUAUAUGGGAACAUUUCUGUAUUUUGAUAUCUAAAAUAGCCGCCACUGGCCCAAACAGUAUUGCGUAUAUGGCAAUGGGGGCCAAAAAAUUCACAAGAGUGAUCACUAAAAUGCAUAUUAGUAAGAUUAAACGAGUGGAAUACUGACUAAAAACAUAAUUGUUAACGAAAUAUAUUAUUAAUAUGCCAUGUAUGUGAUGAAUGUUUUAUUUUGAUAUUCAAAAUAGCUGCCAAAGGCCCUAAACGUAUUAUGCACAAUGAGAAAGAGGAGCAAAGAAAUCACAAGAGAGAGCACUAAAAUGCAUAUAUAUGUGAUAAAUUAAUGGGAUACUGUCUAAAACAUAUUUUCUAACGAAAUAUAUCAUUC